Jaculus jaculus (lesser Egyptian jerboa) is the source of this 654-nucleotide messenger RNA. It is a transcript of the gene Gimd1, whose product is annotated as GIMAP family P-loop NTPase domain containing 1. Bases 1 to 654 code for a protein of 217 amino acids. NCBI's taxonomy places the organism in Eukaryota, Metazoa, Chordata, Mammalia, Rodentia, Dipodidae. Gene Ontology annotation, molecular function: GTP binding. The record is from RefSeq and is a predicted model, not a curated record. The transcript has 2 exons.
AUGACAGACAUCAACAAGAUGAUCAUCAACUUGGCUGUCUUUGGCAGGACUCAGAGUGGAAAAAGUACUGCUGGGAAUGUUCUGCUGGGCAGUGCUGACUUCCACAGUAGCUUCGCUCCAUGUUCUGUCACCAAAGGUUGCAGCCUGGGCCGCAGCAGUCACAUCCACAGUUUCAUGCGUCGAGGGGGACGAGAUGUAACCCUGCAGGUUCAGGUGUUGGACACUCCAGGGUACCCACACAGCAUGCUGAGCAUGAAACAUGUGAAGCAAGAGGUCAAGAAGGCUCUGGAAUAUCACUUCGGACAAGAAGGUCUCCACUUUGCACUGCUGGUUCAGAGAGCAGAUGUUCCUUUCUGUGGACAGGAAGCAUCGUACCCUGUCCAAUUGAUCCAGGAACUUCUGGGACCUGCUUGGAAGAAUUACACUGCUGUUCUUUUCACCCAUGCAGAAAAAAUAGAAGAGGCUGGCCUCAAUGAAGAUGGAUACUUACGUGAGGCCUCUGAUCCUCUGCUAACUCUGCUUAAGUCUAUUCAGUACAGACAUGCAUUCCAGUAUAAAAAAAGAAACUCAUUUAAUGAACAAAGAAUGGGAAUAUUGGAAAGAAUUAUGGAAUUUAUAAAAGAAAAUCAUUAUCAAGUUAUUGCCUUUAAAUAA